GAAAACAGAUUUAAUUAAAUGUAAAUGUAAAUGAAUAUGUUGAUGUUGCGUAAAUAACUGACACCAAAUACGUUUACAUAACAUAGAUAGAUGCUGCCAUGUGAUUUGCAAUUUCAAAGCAUCACUCUAACCCAUCAUCCAUUAAUCCUCUGCCUCAACUUCAAAUCUGUCAUGGCAAAAACACUCCUGCUUCUUCUCUUUAUCAUGAUCCUUCUAGCCUCAAACUCUAUACAAACUUAUUCUCAGCAAGAAGAGUUUUUCUUUGAUGGAUUUAACGAAGCUUCCACCACCAACAACAUAACUUUAAAUUUAGGUGCAGUGAUUGAAAACAAAGGUAUACUCCGUUUAACAAACGACACUGAAAGAAUAAUUGGUCAUGCAUUUUAUUCAAAUCCAAUCCACUUCAAGAACAACAAGAACUCCAAAGUUUUCUCCUUUUCCACUUUUUUUGCUUUUGCAAUAAUUCCUCAAUAUCCAAAACUAGGAGGCCAUGGCUUUGCCUUCACCAUUUCCCCUUCCAAAAAACUCACCAAUGGUUAUCCUAGUCAGUACUUAGGCCUUCUCAACCCAAAAGAUUUAGGCAACUUUUCAAACCACUUAUUGGCAGUGGAAUUCGACACGGUGCAAGACUUCGAAUUCAACGACAUCAAUGACAACCAUGUUGGUAUCAACCUCAACAACAUGGCAUCAAACAAAUCAGUCAAAGCAUGUUUUUUUACAACCAAUAAUCAAAUCCAAGACCUCAAUUUGAAGAGUGGUAAUGGAACUCAAGCAUGGAUCGACUACGAUUCUUCAUCGAAUCAGCUAGAAGUUAGACUCUCACCAACUUCAUCAAAACCAAGUUCACCAAUAUUAUCAUACCAAGUAAAUCUAACUCCAAUUCUUGAAGAAACUAUGUAUGUUGGGUUUUCUUCUUCAACAGGGUUACUCUCUAGCUCACACUAUAUAUUGGGCUGGAGCUUCAAAAUCAAUGGAGAAGCCAAAACCUUGAAAAAUCUUCCUUCACUCUCUUCACAUACCAAUAAAAGAACCCAAACUCAAAAAGCCUUAAUCUUGGGUCUAUCUAUUUCCUUUGUAAUUCUAAUAGUUUUAAUCAUUGGUUCAUCUUUAUACAUAAAGAUGAAAAACAAUGAUGUUAUAGAACCUUGGGAACUCGAAGUGGGUCCACAUAGAUUCCCUUACAAAGAACUGCACCAAGCAACAAAAGGUUUCAAGGAUAAAAAUCUUCUUGGGUUCGGUGGUUUUGGUCAAGUUUACAAAGGUGUGUUACAAAACACAAAAACAGAAAUAGCUGUGAAGAGAAUCUCACACGGAUCAACACAAGGGUUACAAGAGUUUAUCUCAGAGAUAGAAACCAUUGGGAAACUUCGUCAUAGGAACCUAGUACAGUUACUAGGUUGGUGUCGGAAGCGUAAUGAUUUAAUGUUAGUUUAUGAUUUCAUGAAAAAUGGUAGUUUGGAUAAAUAUUUGUUUGAAGAAACAAGAGGGGUAUUGAAAUGGGAAGAAAGGUUUAGGAUUAUAAAAGGUGUGGCUUUGGGGUUAGUUUAUUUGCAUGAGGAAUGGGAACAAGCUGUGAUUCAUAGAGAUGUGAAAGCAGGGAAUGUUCUUUUGGAUUGUGAGAUGAAUGGUAGGUUAGGUGAUUUUGGUUUGGCUAAGCUUUAUGAUCAUGGUGAGAAUCCAAGUACAACAAGGGUGGUUGGAACUUUGGGGUAUUUGGCACCUGAGUUGACUAGGACAGGGAAACCAACGAGGAGUUCUGAUGUUUUUGCUUUUGGGGCUUUGUUGUUGGAGGUUGUGUGUGGGAGGAGGCCUAUUGAGGCAAAAGCUUUGCCUGAGGAGCUUGUUUUGGUGGAUUGGGUUUGGGAUAAGUGGAGGUUAGGGGAGGUGAUGGAGGUUGUGGAUUGUAAGUUGGGUGGGGUUUAUAGUGACAAGGAGGUUUUGUUGGUGGUUAUGGUUGGGUUGUUGUGUUCUCAUGAGUCACCAGAAAGGAGGCCGACGAUGAGGCAGGUUGUUAGGUACUUGGAGGGGGAGGUGGCAUUGCCUGAGAUUGAUGUUUUUGGUGUGAAAAAGGAUGGUGGUGGUGGUCAGUUUGAUGAGUUUUUGUAUUCAAAAUCAUAUGAAAGAAUGAAUACAUGGUCAUCGGCCGGUGAUGACAUGGAGGGUGUGUCUACUUCGUCUCUUUCACUCUCUGGUGGCCGGUAAGGUAGGUAGUUAGCUGACUCAACAAAGUCGUGUGAUCUGAAUCAUCUACAAUUGUUGCAAUGUACAAAAGACAAUAAAAUAUAUAAGUCCCACAAAAUGCACCAUACAUCAACCAUAAAAGAUCAAAGUCUAACAAAGACCAACCUGGAUUCUCUACAUUCGACUGUAUGGUACAGUUGACUAUAGUGGAUCCAAUUUAAAGUCUACUCUAGAUUCUUUGUGUAUAGAACCUCCAUGAUUCGGCUUUAAGGUGCAGCCCACUUUUUUUAUUAUGUUUACCUUGUAUUUUAGUUUUUUUGUUUUUGUUUUUGUACAGUUGUUUUCUAAAUUUUUAAUAAAUUUAAAAUAUUUAAUGCCUUUUUCACCCCACAUGUAUUGUAUUAUAUUAUGCAAACAAGUAAAUUGUAUUUGUAAAUU
Cicer arietinum (chickpea) is the source of this 2619-nucleotide messenger RNA. RefSeq names its product L-type lectin-domain containing receptor kinase S.4-like. NCBI's taxonomy places the organism in Eukaryota, Viridiplantae, Streptophyta, Magnoliopsida, Fabales, Fabaceae. The record is from RefSeq and is a predicted model, not a curated record. Gene Ontology annotation, molecular function: ATP binding; protein kinase activity; carbohydrate binding. Gene Ontology annotation, biological process: protein phosphorylation.